ACAUCCACCACUAACACAGCGGAAACAUCUCCAACAACAGAGACUUCCACAAUCACAACAACUGCACCAGAAACCUCUACCACUAGCGCAGCAGAUACAUCUACAACAACUGAGACAUCCACAAUCACAACAAGUGUUCCUGAAACAUCCACCACUAAUGUAGCAGAAACAUCUACAACAACUGAGACUUCCACAAUCACAACGACUGCUCCUGAAACCUCCACCACUAGUGCAGCAGAAACAUCUACCACAACGGAGACUACCACAGUCGCAACAACUGCUCCUGAAACAUCCACCACUAGCACGGCAGAAACAUCUUCAACAACAGAGACUUCCAAAAUCACAACAACUGCACCAGAAACGUCCACCACUAGCGCAGCAGAUAUAUCUACAACAACUGAGACAUCCACAAUUACAACAACUGCUCCUGAAACGUCCACCUCAAGUGCUGCUGAAACAUCUACCACAACUGAGACUUCCACACUUGCAACGACUACUCCUGAAUCGUCCACCACUAGCGCAGCAGAAACAUCUUCAACAACUGAGACUUCCACAUUUGCAACGUCUUCUUCUGAAACGUCCAAAACUACCGCAGCAGAAACAUCUACCACAACUGAGACUUCCACAGUCGCAACAACUGCUUCUGAUAUAUCCACCACCAGUGCAGCAGAAACAUCUACCACAACUGAGACUUCCACAGUCGCAACGACUGCUCCUGAAACCUCCACCAAUAGUGCAGCAGAUACAUCUACCACAACUGAGACUUCCACAGUCGCAACAACUGCUCAUGAAACAUCCACGACUAGCGCAACAGAAACAUCUACCAAAACUGAGUCUUCCACAGUCGCAACAACUGCAGCUGAAACGUCCACCAUUAGCACAGCAGAAACAUCUACCACAACUGAGACUUCCACUAUCACAACAACUACUUCUGAAACAUCCACCACUAACACAGCGGAAACAUCUUCAACAACAGAGACUUCCACAAUCACAACAACUGCACCAGAAACCUCCACCACUAGCGCAGCAGAUACAUCUACAACAACUGAGACAUCCACAAUCACAACAACUGAAACGUCCACCACUAGCACAGCAAAAACAUCUACCACAACUGAUACUUCCACACUUGCAACGACUGCUCCUGAAACAUCCACCACUAGUGGUGCAGAAACUUCUGCCACAACUGAGACUUCAACAGUCGCAACGAAUGCUCCCGAAACCUCCACCAAUAGUGCAGCACAAACAUCUGCCACAACGGAGACUACCACAGUCGCAACAACUGCUCCUGAAACAUCCACCACUAGCACAGCAGAAAUAUCUCCAACAACAGAGACUUCCACAAUCAAAACAACUGCACUAGAAACAUCCACCACUAGCGCAGCAGAUUUAUCUACAAUAACUGAGACUUCCACAAUCACAACAACUGCACCAGAAACGUCCAUCACUACCGUUGCAGAUGCAUCUACAACAACUGAGACAUCCACAAUCACAAUAACUGCUCCUGAAACGGCCACCACAAGUGCUGCAGAAGCAUCUACCACAACUGAGACUUCCACACUUGCAACGACUGCUCCUGAAACGUCCACCACUACCGCAGCAAAAACAUCUACCACAACUGAGACUUCCACAGUCGCAACGACUGCUCCGGAAACAUCCAAUACUAGUGCAGCAGAAACAUCUACCACAACUAAGACUUCCACAGUCGCAACGACUGCUCCUGAAACAUCCACCACUAGCACAACAGAAGCAUCUACCACAACUGACUCCUCCACAUUCGCAACGACUCCAGCUGAAACGUCCACCACUAGCACAGCAGAAACAUCUACCACAACUGAGACUACCACAAUCACGAGUGCUCCUGAUACAUCCACCACGAGUGCAGCAGAAACAUCUACAUCAAUUGAGACUUCCACAGUCACAACAACUGAACCUGAAACAUCCACCACUAGCACACCAAAAACAUCUCGAACAAAAGAGACUUCCACAAUUACAACAACUGCACCAGAAAUGUCCACCAUGAGUGCAGCAGAAACAUCUACAACAACCAAGACAUCCACAAUCACAACGACUGCUCCUGAAACAUCCAUCACUACUGCAGCAGAAACGUCUUCAGUAACAGAGACUUCCAGACUCCCAACUUCUGCUGAAACAUCAACAACAGUAUUCACAACUUUUGCUGGAACUACUACUGCAGGACUUUCCACAACAGCACCACAAACAACAUAUACUGCAGAACCUGUGGUUUCCACUUCAACCACUUUCAGAACAGCAACAACAUCCACAACACCAACAGCUACAACAACACAUAUUUCAACAGUGACAUCAACUCCUUUUGGAACUACUACUGCAGGACCUUCCACAAUACCACCACAAACAAUAUCUACAACAGUAACUUCUGUGAUUCCUACUUCAACCAGGACUGAAAGCACCACUGUCAGCACACCAACAACAUCCACAACUCAAACAGCUGCAACAACACAUCUUUCAACGGUAACACCAACUCCUGUUGGAACUACUACUGCAGGACCUUCCACAACACCACCACAAACAACAUCUACAACAGUAACUUCAGUGAUUUCCACUUCAACCAGUACUGAAAGCACCACUGUCAGCACACCAACAACAUCCACAACAUCAACAGCUACAACAACACAUCUUUCAACAGUGACAUCAACUCCUGUUGGAACUACUACUGCAGGACCUUCCACAACACCACCACAAACAACAUCUACAGCAGUAACUUCUGUGAUUCCUACUUCAACCAGUACUGAAAGCACCACUGUCAGCACACCAACAACAUCAACAGCUACAACAACACAUCUUUCAACAGUGACAUCAACUCCUGUUGGAACUACUACUGCAGGACCUUCCACAACACCACCAGAAACAACAUCUACAGCAGUAACUUCUGUGAUUCCUACUUCAACCAGUACUGAAAGCACCACUGUCAGCACAGCAACAACAUCCACAGCACCAUCAGCUACAACAACACAUCUUUCAACGGUAACACCAACUCCUGUUAGAACUACUACUGCAGGACCUUCCACUACACCACCACAAACAACAUCUACAGCAGUAACUUCUGUGAUUCCUACUUCAACCAGUACUGAAAGCACCACUGUCAGCACACCAACAACAUCAACAGCUACAACAACACAUCUUUCAACAGUGACAUCAACUCCUGUUGGAACUACUACUGCAGGACCUUCCACAACACCACCAGAAACAACAUCUACAGCAGUAACUUCUGUGAUUCCUACUUCAACCAGUACUGUAAGCACCACUGUCAGCACAGCAACAACAUCCACAGCACCAUCAGCUACAACAACACAUCUUUCAACGGUAACACCAACUCCUGUUGGAACUACUACUGCAGGACCUUCCACAACACCACCACAAACAACAUCUACAACAGUAACUUCUGUGAUUCCUACUUCAACCAGUACUGAAAGCACCACUGUCAGCACACCAACAACAUCCACAACAUCAACAGCUACAACAACACAUCUUUCAACAGUGACAUCAACUCCUGUUGGAACUACUACUGCAGGACCUUCCACAACACCACCACAAACAACAUCUACAGCAGUAACUUCUGUGAUUCCUACUUCAACCAGUACUGAAAGCACCACUGUCAGCACAGCAACAACAUCCACAACACCAACAGCUACAACAACCCAUCUUUCAACAGUGACAUCAACUCCUGUUGGAACUACUACUGCACUACCUUCCACAACACCACCACAAACAACAUCUACAGCAGUAACUUCUGUGAUUCCUACUUCAACCAGUACUGAAAGCACCACUGUCAGCACAGCAACAACAUCCACAGCACCAUCAGCUACAACAACACAUCUUUCAACGGUAACACCAACUCCUGUUGGAACUACUACUGCAGGACCUUCCACAACACCACCACAAACAACAUCUACAACAGUAACUUCUGUGAUUCCUACUUCAACCAGUACUGAAAGCACCACUGUCAGCACACCAACAACAUCCACAACAUCAACAGCUACAACAACACAUCUUUCAACAGUGACAUCAACUCCUGUUGGAACUACUACUGCAGGACCUUCCACAACACCACCACAAACAACAUCUACAGCAGUAACUUCUGUGAUUCCUACUUCAACCAGUACUGAAAGCACCACUGUCAGCACAGCAACAACAUCCACAACACCAACAGCUACAACAACCCAUCUUUCAACAGUGACAUCAACUCCUGUUGGAACUACUACUGCACUACCUUCCACAACACCACCACAAACAACAUCUACAGCAGUAACUUCUGUGAUUCCUACUUCAACCAGUACUGAAAGCACCAUUGUCAGCACAGCAACAACAUCCACAACACCAACAGCGACAACAACACAUCUUUCAACGGUAACACCAACUCCUGUUGGAACUACUACAGCAGUACCUUCCACUACACCACCACAAACAACAUCUACAGCAGUAACUUCUGUGAUUCCCACUUCAACCAGUACUGAAAGCACCACUGUCAGCACAGCAACAACAUCCACAGCACCAUCAGCUACAACAACACAUCUUUCAACGGUAACACCAACUCCUGUUGGAACUACUACUGCAGGACCUUCCACAACACCACCACAAACAACAUCUACAGCAGUAACUUCUGUGAUUCCUACUUCAACCAGUACUGAAAGCACCACUGUCAGCACAGCAACAACAUCCACAACACCAACAGCUACAACAACAGGACCCUCAGCUACAAGGACAAUACCUGAACUUGUGUAUCUAACAGAUCUGGUGUUCCGCUCUUUAGAUAUCUUUACAGAUGAACUCAGUAAUCAAAAUUCACAGAUCUUCAAGGAAAGGGCUCAGCUUGUCAUAUUUCAUCUUUAUCCAAUCUACAAAGCAAAAUUUCCUUCCUCCUUUAUCAGAGUGAAUGUCUUAAGUUUCCGUUCUGGGUCAAUCAUCACAGAAACCCAACUAGCUUUUAACUCCACACAAGCUGUUCCAACCGUUCAAGAGAUUUCAGACACUCUCUUUACAGCAGUGAUAAAAGGAGAUGUCAAUCUACUGAACAUAACUCCUUAUUCAAUUUCAGUCAAUGGUUCAAUUAUAAACGUGACUACUUCAACUACAGCAUCAACAACAACGACAACAAAACCCUUGACAUCUACAACUAAAGUGCCUUCACCUACAACUACACAAUUUGUACCUGUGUACAUAACAGCUCUGGUUUUCCGCUCUUUAGACGUAUUUAUAAUUGAUCUCAGUAAUCAAAGCUCUCAGGCCUUCAAGUCAAGAUCUGAGCUUGUCAGAUCUCAGCUUGAAACCAUCUACAGAGCAAAAUAUCCUUCCUUCAUCAGAGUGAAUGUAUUAAGUUUCCGUCCUGGGUCAAUCAUCACAGAAACCCAACUAGCUUUUAACUCCACACAAGCUGUUCCAACCGUUCAAGAGAUUUCAGACACUCUCUUUACAGCAGUGAUAAAAGGAGAUGUCAAUCUACUGAACAUAACUCCUUAUUCAAUUUCAGUCAAUGGUUCAAUUAUAAAUGUGACUACUUCAACUACAGCAUCAACAACAACAACAACCACACCGACAACAACAACAAAACCCUUGACAUCUACAACUAAAGUGCCUGCAACUACAACUACACAAUUUGUACCAGUGUACAUAACAGCUCUGGUUUUCCGCUCUUUUGACAUAUUUAUAAUUGAUCUCAGUAAUCAAAGCUCUCAGGCCUUCAAGUCAAGAUCUGAGCUUGUCAGAUCUCAGCUUGAACCCAUCUACAGAGCAAAAUAUCCUUCCUUUAUCAGACUUAUUGUCUUAAGUUUCCGUCCUGGGUCAAUCAUCACAGAAACCCAACUAGUUUUUAACUCCACACAAGCUGUUCCAACCGUUCAAGAGAUUUCAGACUCCCUCCUGUCAGCAGUGGUAACAGGAGGUGUUGAUCCACUGAACAUAAUCCCUUCAACGGUUUCAGUCAAUGGUUCAGUUAUAACUACGACUGUAGCUGCAACUACAACAACAACUGCAGCUGCAACUUCAGCUUCAAGUGGAUUGAAGAUUCAAUCCAGCCUAUUCCAAGCAACAUGGCUCAUUAUUAUGGCAAAAAUAUUACAACUUUUCCUAUAGAUCCCUUAACAAUGAAUGUGAGUUGCGAGAAAUGAAAGGCAUGUACAAGGCACAAAUUAUAUUAGCAAAUUAUAUUGUUUUUGUAUGUGUGUUUGUGUAUUGUGUUAUUUAGUAUUAUAGCACACUUUCAACAUUGAUUCUAAGAAGCACAAUUUGUAAUUAGAAAAAAUAAUAUAUACAUAUUUAUUUAUCAGCAGGUUGUAGUAAUCAAUCAAGUAAGGACAAUUCCUAUUUCCUCAGUAUUUUAAAUGUAAUGCUUUUGUUCACUUGUCUGCAGGUUAAAGACUAUUUAUACUGUAAUUUUAUUUUGUCUAGUAUGUGGUAACAUUCCAAGAUCUUAUUUUAUCUUAUUAUAAUCAAAUAUUUAUUAAGUUCACAUCAUCCAAAGUUGUAUGAUUGUUUGUAGUAUUUACAUUUAUUUAAAAUGUAAGGGUUUUAUGUUAAUUGAAUUAAAUAAAGUCUUAAUGCAAAUUUAACUUGCAUAGGUCUAAUUCUUUCUUUGCAAACUCUUUAUAGUCUAUUUAUCAAAACUGGAAAUGUAAA
Messenger RNA from Carassius carassius (crucian carp), 6651 nucleotides. Its product is annotated as mucin-2. The transcript has 11 exons. Lineage: Eukaryota; Metazoa; Chordata; Actinopteri; Cypriniformes; Cyprinidae. The annotation marks the transcript as partial. The record is from RefSeq and is a predicted model, not a curated record.